AUGGCGCUCUGUAGCGCCUGCAAAGGCAUACCUGCAAACUUCUUCGAGCCUGUGCCGGGUGAUUUUUUUAGCCCUGCUGAUAGGCAAUUCCAUUACCGCCACCUUACAGUAACAGCGCUGCGCCAGUCCGCACGAGUCGGAUGUCCUAUGUGCAAGAUCCUCGCUUGUAACCUCCAUGAUGGAUGGCUCAAGCAAGAGGAUAGAGACACGAGGCCCCUUACACUCAAACGCGCGAUUGUCGACCCAGUAGAGGGCUUCGCACUCUUCAUUGGGCAGGAUGACAUCAGCCACAAUCAUUUCUACCGAAUCCCGGAGUCCUAUCAGAAGGCGCUUCCAGCUGCAUGUGUGGAUGAAACAGCGCAUGAAGGCGAGGCCGCUGAUACCGAUCAAUAUAUUCAGGAUGAUGAAGAGUCACUGAUGCGGCACUGGCUAAGUGAGUGCAAGAAGACUCACGGGCGUUGUGAUGCACACAAUGACACAGCUUCUUGUCCCACCCGGGUUCUGGACGUGAGCUGCUUCCAUGAUUCCGACGACAUUGUUCUGAAAGAUGUGGACGAAACCACUCUGCAUAUCCCCUACGCUGCACUGAGUCACUGUUGGGGCGACCCAUCGCAUCCGCCUCUGAAGACAACCACAACCAAUGUAGCAGCUCGCAAGACCCGCAUUGCUUUCGACGAUCUGACCAGAACCUUCCAAGACGCCGUAACCAUUGCCCGCAAGCUCGAUAUCCCUUUCCUUUGGAUCGACUCCCUCUGUAUCAUUCAAGAUUCCAAGACCGAUUGGGAAAAGGAAGCUUCAAAGAUGGCUACCGUCUACGCCGGGGCUGAAGUCACCUUAUCCGCCUUGGGCUCACCUGACAGUAACGGCGGGUUCUAUCUACGUCCUCCAAAAGAAGAAACCGAUUUUGUGUACCGACACGACAUUACACUCGGUUCUCAACGCUAUCGGGUGUUUGUUUGCGAGCCGAAUACCCCCAGCAUCUCGGGCCCCCUGAUGGAGCGUGGGUGGACGUAUCAGGAACGCGAAUUAUCCCCUCGGAUCCUUCAUUUUGCUCGUCGCAAUCUGAUCUGGGAGUGCAAGCAGUUGAAAAGUACGACCGAUUUGCCUUGGCUACAUUACAAGGCUUAUGAUAGCGAUCGCCAGCCUGCUUUAGUAUAUGAUAGUAAAGAGGAAUCUCUGGGGAAGUGGAGGUAUUCGUACGAUAAGCGCAAGCACUGGUUCCUGACUGUCACACGGUAUUCUCGCCGCUCGCUCACCUAUGCUAAAGAUAAGCUUAUUGCGCUCUCAGGGCUUGCGCACGAUGUGCAUGAUGCUGAGAAGGGUGGUGCGUAUCGCUUUCAGCCCGGUGAAGAGCGUGGAAGAUACUUCGCUGGGCUUUGGGAAGGCGACAUGCCGUCGGCUCUCCUCUGGCAAACUACACAGCCUCCGUUCAACGAAUCCCAAGCUAUCAAUGCCUCACCAAGAAAGAUGCCGUCUCGACCUGCGCAAUAUCGCGCCCCCAGUUGGUCCUGGGCAAGCGUGGAGGGGGAGGUGACUUACAAUGCCCUCUUACUGGAGCGAGAGCAGAGUUAUGGUGGCAUGUGGAUUGAGCAAGAUCCGCCGCACAGACCCGGUCGUGCUGAAUAUGCUUUCACGGAUCUGAAAAUCACGGACGUCAAGGUCAAGGCGACGACAGAUGUUGACCCCAUGGGCUCGGUGGAGGAGGCGGUUUUGACACUCAGGGGUCGAGCGGCACUGGUUAUCGUGGAUGACGAAACCGAAGUAGUUGAGGCGUACGGGUAUGCGCCAACAUCGUGUUCAUGGCUCAGAACACUUAACGGGGAGGCCGUAGGCGCGCUGUUCGCGGAUGUGGCGAGCGAAGUUGAGGCGUUCCAAGACGUUUGGGUUGUUGGCGUGAGAUCAGAACCAGAGGGUGCAGCAAUUACCAUGCCGAAGAAACUGGGAAACCAUAACUUUGGACAGGUCGGCGAAAAGUGGGAGAGAGGCGGUAUGGUUAUGGGACUUGCGCUUGUGAAGAGUCAGACCCGCGCUGAAGGGAGUGACGGAGUUUGGGCGACCCGUCGGGUAGGGCUUGUGAGAUGGAUUAGGAAGGAGUUGUUUGUGGGUUGCGAGACGAGGAGCUUUAAUGUCUACUGA
Molecule: messenger RNA, 2136 nt
Organism: Exophiala spinifera
Lineage: Eukaryota; Fungi; Ascomycota; Eurotiomycetes; Chaetothyriales; Herpotrichiellaceae
Exons: 4
Coding region: 1-2136 (711 amino acids)
Source: RefSeq, a predicted model, not a curated record